This is a messenger RNA of Engraulis encrasicolus (European anchovy), 4037 nucleotides long. RefSeq names its product glutamate metabotropic receptor 7 (gene grm7). Bases 25 to 2697 code for a protein of 890 amino acids. NCBI's taxonomy places the organism in Eukaryota, Metazoa, Chordata, Actinopteri, Clupeiformes, Engraulidae. Gene Ontology annotation, cellular component: plasma membrane. The transcript has 10 exons. Gene Ontology annotation, biological process: regulation of synaptic transmission, glutamatergic; G protein-coupled glutamate receptor signaling pathway. The record is from RefSeq and is a predicted model, not a curated record. Gene Ontology annotation, molecular function: group III metabotropic glutamate receptor activity.
UACUUCAGGUUGCAAGUGAUCUGCAUGGUGAAAACGUUUAUGGAUCUUACACUCUCUCAAGACGUAUCAUAUGCGCCGCACUCGAUUAGAAUUGAAGGGGAUUUGACCCUCGGUGGCCUUUUCCCCGUCCAUGCACGCGGACUCUUGGGGGAACCGUGCGGUGACAUAAAGAAGGAGAAUGGAAUCCACAGGCUGGAAGCAAUGUUGUACGCUUUGGACCAAAUCAACAGCGACGAUGAGCUUUUACCUAAUAUCACUUUAGGCGCACGGAUAUUAGACACAUGUUCGAGGGACACAUACGCGCUGGAACAGUCUCUCACGUUUGUCCAGGCUCUUAUACAAAAGGAUACAUCGGACGUGCGAUGCACCAGUGGGGAGCCUCCAGUAUUUGUCAAACCCGAAAAAGUUGUCGGAGUCAUCGGAGCCUCCGCAAGUUCUGUGUCGAUAAUGGUGGCCAACAUUCUGCGCUUGUUUCAGAUUCCACAGAUAAGUUAUGCCUCUACGGCGCCGGAGCUAAGUGACGACAGGCGUUACGACUUCUUCUCGCGCGUGGUCCCACCGGACUCCUUUCAGGCCCAGGCGAUGGUGGACAUUGUGAAGGCCAUGGGUUGGAAUUAUGUCUCUACGGUGGCAUCAGAGGGAAGCUACGGGGAGAAAGGUGUCGAGGCCUUCAUGCAAAUAUCCAGGGACACAGGUGGAAUCUGCAUUGCCCAGUCUUUAAAAAUCCCUCAUGAUCGCAAGCAGGCGGACUUCGACAAGAUCGUAGACCAGCUUUACAGCACCAGCAAUGCUCGAGCAGUCAUCAUAUUCGCCUCUGAUGAGGAUAUCCGGGGAAUUCUCAAUGCCAGUAAAAAAGCUGAUCGAGUCGGGCACUUCCUGUGGAUCGGCUCAGACAGCUGGGGAGCCAAAAACAGCCCCAUUCACCUACUAGAAGAAGCGGCUCUGGGAGCCAUCACUAUCCUCCCCAAGAGAACCACCAUCGGGGGUUUUGAUACCUACUUUACCUCACGUACAUUAGAAAACAACAGAAGGAAUGUGUGGUUUGCUGAAUUCUGGGAAGAAAACUUUGACUGCAAGCUCAUGAGUUCCUCAAAGAAAGAAGAUACUAGCAGAAAGUGUACAGGCCUGGAAAGAAUAGGACAAGACUCUAAGUAUGAGCAAGAAGGCAAAGUUCAGUUUGUGAUCGAUGCUGUGUAUGCCAUGGCCCAUGCUCUCCACAACAUGCAGAAGGAUCUCUGCCCUGAUUUCUCAGGGAUCUGCACUGACAUGGAGACCGCAGGAGGGAAGAAACUUUUGAAAUAUAUCCGAACCAUCAGCUUCAAUGGAAGUGCUGGCACAUCUGUGACAUUUAACCGUAAUGGUGACGCACCAGGAAGAUACGACCUCUUCCAGUACCAAGCCAACAGCAACAACACCCUUGGCUACAGAAAUAUAGGCCAAUGGAUGGACAAUUUACAACUUAACAUUGAGGACAUGCAGUGGCCUAAUGGAGAACAGCAGAUUCCCAUCUCCGUCUGCAACCUGCCGUGCAAAACCGGCGAGCGGAAGAAGAUGGUCAAAGGGAUGCCGUGCUGCUGGCACUGCGAACUCUGCGACGGUUACCAGUACCAAUACGACGAAACCUCCUGCAGGCUCUGCGCCUACAACAAGCGCCCGAACGCCAACCGCACCGAAUGCGAACCGAUCCCCAUCGUCAAGCUGGAGUGGCACUCCCCCUGGGCGGUCAUACCCGUGUUCCUCGCCAUGCUGGGGAUCAUCGCCACCAUAUUCGUCAUGGCGACAUUCGUCCGCUACAACGACACGCCCAUCGUGCGGGCGUCCGGCCGGGAGUUGAGCUACGUGCUGCUGACGGGCAUCUUCCUCUGCUACAUCAUCACCUUCAUCAUGAUCGCCAAACCUGACGUCGGUGUCUGCUCCUUCCGACGGAUCUUCUUAGGCCUGGGCAUGUGCAUAAGCUACGCCGCCCUGCUGACAAAAACCAACCGCAUCUAUCGCAUCUUCGAAGAGGGCAAAAAGUCGGUGACGCCACCAAAGUUGAUCAGCCCCACCUCUCAGCUAGCCAUAACCUCCAGCCUUAUAUCCAUCCAGCUGCUGGGCGUGUUCAUCUGGUUCGGCGUCGACCCGCCCAAUGCCGUGAUAGAUUACGACGAGCAGAAAACCAUAAACCCUGACAGGGCCCGGGGCGUCCUCAAAUGUGACAUCACGGACCUGCAGAUCAUCUGCUCUCUGGGAUACAGCAUCCUGCUGAUGGUGACCUGCACGGUGUACGCCAUCAAGACCCGGGGCGUACCCGAGAACUUCAAUGAGGCCAAGCCAAUUGGCUUCACUAUGUACACAACGUGCAUAGUUUGGCUUGCCUUUAUUCCCAUAUUCUUUGGCACAGCACAAUCUGCAGAGAAGCUUUAUAUCCAGACUGCCACCCUAACCAUCUCUAUGAACCUCAGUGCAUCGGUGGCCCUGGGGAUGCUGUACAUGCCCAAAGUGUAUGUCAUUAUUUUUCACCCCGAGCUGAAUGUACAGAAGCGCAAGCGCAGUUUCAAGGCUGUGGUGACAGCUGCGACCAUGUCCUCGCGCCUCUCCCAUAAACCAAGUGACAGGCCGAACGGGGAGGCCAAGACGGAGCUGUGUGAGAAUGUGGACCCCAACAGUCCAGCUGCAAAGAAGAAGUAUGUAAGCUACAAUGAGCUGGUAAUUUAAAAAACUACCACCUUUAUUAAGCCUUGUGAUGGACACCCGUUCUGCGCUUUUGCCAGAAGAAGCAAAUAAAAGGCUUACUGGAUUCACGUGAUGUGCUACUUUUCUACAUCGGAAACUCCAACGGUCAGGCACUUCUCAGAAUAAGCCUUUCGUCGGAGGACAGGACAGGACUUGGCUAUUCCAGCCUUCAUAUAAGACCUAAAGAACAAACAAACAAGAAAUCACCAGAAAAAAAACAGAUACAAAUUAUAACGCAAGAAAAGAAAAGAAAAGAAAAGAAAAAAAAGAAAAAGUUCUUUAAAUGAUGACAUAAGAGCACUUGCGGUGCCUCUAUCCCAUUAGUCUAUGACACUGGUGGUGUCCUUGAAAGAGAUACAAGGUUUGGGUCCAACAGCACUGAUACUCUCACAGAAAAUAUGUGUUGACCCCAGUUAUCUCUGGAGAGGGGGCCCAUGGCAGCACACAACCCCCACCCCCACCCCCACUCCUUUUUGUCUACCUGUACUUCCAAAUUGCAAGUUUCCAAAAUUUGUGUAGAACUGUGUGUGGUUAUUUUGGCAGUGUUGCCUUUGUUAUUUAAUCUUAAUUUAAGAUUACCGUUACUGUUUUAAUGAUAUUUUCCUUGUUUGUUGAAUGCACAUGAUGUUAAAGCCAUAUUCUUCUCUUUUGAGACAUUAUGUUUUGAAAAAAAAUCCUGUCCUUUCAAUUGUUACCAUUCUUCAAAUCCCUGCCCGAAUUACGAUAGGUAGCCUUUCCAGUUCAUAUAGAUAUUUUAGUAUUUUGUGAGGGUUUGUGAACCAUCAGCAAUGUCAGUGACUACAUGAGAGCAACCAUUUUUUAAAAUCAGAUCUAGUUUAAUCCAAGUGAUUGAUGGUGUUUUAACAAGGUGUACAUGUUCCAGUUGUCAAUGCAUGCCUGGUAUGUUUGAUGUUGCAGUACAGUUUCGAAAUCCAGGACUAAGUAUUUCACUACAGGGAUAUUCCGUUCACAUGCUCUCAAAUGAUUUGAUGAUAGCCUUCACAUUUAUUUUUUUGAUUUCCCUAGAUUUCUUCCCUUAACAUCUUAUCCCUUGAAGCAGAAUAUGGCUUUAAUUGUGUCUUGGAAUUUCUUACUGCCCCACAACUAUGAAGAGAUUGUGAAAAUAUGAAUAUAUAUUUAAAAGAAAAUGUGAAAAAUAAAAGCAUGUAUGUUUUAUACGGUUUGUAAUAAGUAUAUUCAUGUUGCCCUUGCAGCUUAUGUGCCAGUAUUGUGGGAAAUAUUUACAUUUGGCCACUCAUGCAACUAUUAUGUGGUGUUGUCUAAGAAUGUAUCAACAUAAAAUAAAACAGUUUGGAUAUUUA